Vespa mandarinia (Asian giant hornet) is the source of this 687-nucleotide messenger RNA. Its product is annotated as mitochondrial import inner membrane translocase subunit Tim10 B. The record is from RefSeq and is a predicted model, not a curated record. NCBI's taxonomy places the organism in Eukaryota, Metazoa, Arthropoda, Insecta, Hymenoptera, Vespidae.
UUUAUGGACAAAAGUGGAAGGGUUACGGAAAGCGUAAUACUCGAUUACGACGAAUCGAGAUUAGUCAAUUUCUUUAUGCUUACAUUUUACAUUCUAAUGAAAUUUUAACCUACCAAUUUAGUCCCUGGAGAGACAUUAAUGAUAUUAGAGCCAGUGAACGUUUUUUGAUAACCGUGCUAAGAAUCAAUCAUUACGAAUAUUGUAUAAAAAAGAAAAUCGUAUAUUUUAGUGUCGUGUCUAAGAUUAAAUGAUUUUUAUCAUCAAACUUUGAAAUGGACCUUCUUCAAUUGAGAAAUUUUCGAGACUUUCUUCUUGUAUACAAUCAAAUAUCAGAGACUUGCUUCAAGAGAUGUGCUGAUACAUUCCUUACUAGAGAAAUAACUUCUAACGAGGAUUUAUGUAUAAAAACUUGUACAGAGAAGCAUAUACAUGCAAAUCACAAAAUUAUGGAAUUAUAUAUGGAAAUCCAACCUAUUCUAGUUCGUAAAAGAAUAGAAGAAAUGAAUAACAAUCAAGCAACAAUAAUGGCACAAUCAGAAGAUGAACAGAAAGUAGGAACAACUAUAAGAUAAAUUAUAAUAAUAUAUUUAUUUGUAUAAAAAAUUGUACUUUCUUUAUCUAUCAUAUGUACCCACAUCUUUACUUACAUCUUUAAUAUCAAAUUUAAAUAAAACAAAAAUUUCAUUA